This is a messenger RNA of Pisolithus orientalis, 1926 nucleotides long. RefSeq lists its product as uncharacterized. The coding region runs from base 1 to 1926 and encodes 641 amino acids. NCBI's taxonomy places the organism in Eukaryota, Fungi, Basidiomycota, Agaricomycetes, Boletales, Pisolithaceae. The record is from RefSeq and is a predicted model, not a curated record. The transcript is spliced from 5 exons.
AUGUCGAAUGCUGAAGAGGUUGACCUUCCCGUCGAAGAGAACCUCGAGGACUACGUGAACACUGCCCGGUUCGACCAGGAGUGCUCCACAAAGGCACACUUGCACGCCUCAUCCUCGGAUGAAAGCAGUGAUUCCUCCGACAACGAGAGCAUCUGGUCUAGCUCCACCAGCGAACCCACUGCUACCACGGUUGAAAGUGAUCCCUACAAACCUUCCAGGAUCGAAGCUCAUCUCUACUAUGCGGGUCUCCGCCCAAAGGGUCGCGGGCCCAAGCUCGUCUAUAGAGAUUCCUCUGACGUCUAUGAGGAAUUCUCUGGCCCCGAGGAAUACAAGCGACUCAUGAGACUGGUUGCCGUUCCAGACGAUCCGAGUUCGGGAAGGAUGGCUUGUGGGAUAGGGUCCGUCGUGGAGCUACUCGACGCAAAGAAUGUCGAACCCACAUGUGUCGACUUUAUUCGAUUCACCUGGCUCAACAAGAAGAAGGACCGGGAGAUCGAGGAGGGCGAGGACGAGGACGAGGACGACAACGACAACGGCGAUGAAGAAGAUCUCGACUACGACGCCAUGGCUCCCAUCAUGCCUGUCGAAGACGGCGACCGUUACACCACCAACCCUACCAUCUGGGUGGGUGUAGCGCCCGGUGCUCUCACCGCUACCGCUGCGUUCGACGUAACCAAAGAUAUUCGCGCCUUCCUUGACGGUCUCAAUGUCACCAAAAUCGACAUCGCAUAUCGCGAGACAGUCCCCAAGUCCUCACCCGGUCACGGGUCAGCUCUCUUCCCUACCGUCGAAGACGGCGAGCCUCUCAAGGAGGUCAUCGACAAUGUCUCCGUCGCGCUCAGUCUUCCUAUCUCUGGUCUGAAGACCACGAUGCAAGGUACUAUGGGACCUUACUUCCACGCCGGCAACAGGCUUUUUGCCGUCACCAUCCGUCAUAACCUGUUCCGUCCCGAAGCGGGCAACGCGGAAUAUAGGUACCAUGGAUCUGGACCCAAGAAGGAUGUCGUUCUGAUGGGCAACCCUGCCUUCACGAAUUACCUGGUCUCCAUCCAGGCACAUAUUGGAACGCUCCUUGAAACCGUCAAAUUUAUCGAGAGAAAAAUCAACACGCUCACAAUCAGGGUGCGGGAUCGAAUCAACCUCCCAGAGUCGCAGACCAGGCUCGACGAGAACGUGGCCGAGCUCGAGAAGGUCCGCACAAAGAUUGACGUGUUCAAGGAUUUCUACGUGAACAUCAAGAAAGGGUGGAGUAAGAUCAAGCAGCGUGUCAUUGGAUACGUCGUCUGGGCGCCCCCUAUCGGUGUUGGUGUUACACCUCACCAGUACACGCGCGACCUUUGCGUCGUUGAGUUGUAUAAAGAUAGGUUCAUGCAUCUCACCGGAAACGUGCUCAGUCUUGGUCCCGAGCACACCCCAUUCAAGCUCAAGGGGUUACUACAUGAACGCGACAAUGUCCCGUCCGGUUUCAAGUACCCUGAAGAUGGUCUGCUUCGUCUCCAAGGCAUACUCACCGCCGAGCAGGUCAGGAACCCUGACACGAAGAACCUCCAAGGCGACCCCGUUCGUCGUGUUCUCAAGCGUGGCUUCACUACCAACACCACCGUCGGCACAGCCACCAGAUUUAUGUCCUUUGUCCGAAAAUACUUCCCCACCGGCAAUCUAGAGUCGAUCGAGUUGCCCAUUACUCCUCACGAAAACGAGACUGGCACGUUCUCCAAGGGAGGUGAUUCUGGGUCCACCAUCGUCUCCCCCCUCGGCGAGUUUGUUUCCUUGCUCACCGGCGGGACCAACAAAGGCACUGACGGCUCCGAUAUCACUUACUCUACUAUGUUCGAGUGGGUGUGGGAGCUUGUGCUUGCGGAGUUCCCUGAUGCAAACUUAUACUGGGACGACAUUCCGGCCUUCUUGGCCGCAGCGGCGGUCUAG